Acipenser ruthenus (sterlet) is the source of this 5525-nucleotide messenger RNA. RefSeq names its product PWWP domain-containing protein 2B-like. The coding region runs from base 1362 to 3125 and encodes 587 amino acids. Gene Ontology annotation, cellular component: nucleus; nucleoplasm. The transcript is spliced from 3 exons. The record is from RefSeq and is a predicted model, not a curated record. NCBI's taxonomy places the organism in Eukaryota, Metazoa, Chordata, Actinopteri, Acipenseriformes, Acipenseridae.
CUUCUGUAUUGUCAUAUUUGCAUUUCCACUGUGUAAUGUUAUUAUAAGUUCAACAUACUUAGAACUGUAUAACGCCGUGAUCGUUCACCUAGCUUGUAUUUAAACCUUGUUUUUAAUCAUUUAGAAAUGUAUAACAACUGUUGUUUUUGUAAAGAAUAAAUAAUUAACGGGUGUUAACAAUAGCCUGUAGAAUAAUGUUGUAUUAGCUACUGGGGUAAUAAACAACAAUUGCAUAACAUAUUAACACGUAUUCUUAUUUAAAGGCGAUUUGCGAUUAGGGUAAAAUGCAUCCUCUGACCUGCAGAAAAAAAAAUAGAGACCGGUGGAUUUCUUUCCCUUGUGAAUCUUUCUUCUUCAAAAAUCUGUGGCACUAAACACUAAGACCCAUCUGUUCGUGUUUAGUCAACACUUAACAGGCAGCAUGUAUUGUUUUCGUUGGGAUUAUCUACAUUUGAUUUCGUGCUGAAGCAGACCGCUUCCCUACCACAUAAACGUAUGCAGUGGCGCAAUGGCUACAUGUACAGUGUAUUCUGCGAUAGCUCACCUGUAUUUUGACCAUGCAUACAAUUUCAGCUGCUGGUUAGCUGGUGACCAGUUGAGACUUGGGAGUUGUAAACACAUUGUUUACUAGUCUCUUGAUAUCCAGCAGGUAUGGAAAAUCAUAGACAAGAUUAACAGCAAACAGAUAGAUUUAAGAGUGUAGACAGCAAACAGUUAACUUUAGAACUUUACAGUAAAUUGAUUUUUAUGGACCUUUUUUUCUUGGACCAUCUUAAACAGCUCCUUAGCCUGUACCAAGCCUUCUGGACCAAGGAAGCCAGCUGAAAAUGAGCAAAUCACUGGAAUCCCGUAUACUUUGAGCAUGUGAAUGUUUUACUCCUCGUUAAUUUUGAAUUAUUAAUAUUAAUUACAUGGGGUUUCUUGCAAGCGAUUUUGGAAUAUUAUGAAAGGAUUUUUUUUUUACCCUUUUGUGAUUAAAAAAAAUUAAAAUGUCUCGAUAUUAGUAGGCCAAUAUCAACUAAAUUGUUGUCAACUAAAUUCUGAGAUGAAAAAAUGAAAUACAUUGUAACAACUAGCUCCAUGAUAAACAGGACAGCAGGGGUAAUAUACAAACAGCAUUAUUAGACUGCUUAGUUAUUUAUUUUUUAAUUUGCGUGAGCAAUCGUUUAAGUGUUGCUUUCUUUGUGAUGUCACCACUGGCAGUCGUGCUGUAAUUGCCUUGGUUGAAGUGAUGGCGUCAUUGCGUCCCCUGGUGUAGCCUUCGUGCUGAGAAGAAGGGAGACGGAAUACAUACCGAGGCGAGCGUUGCUGCCGUAGCCGGGAUUGAGCUUUGCCAAGCCGGACACCUCACCCCAGAAAACAUGGAGGCGGCGGCGGCGGAGGAGCUGCGGGCCGGCUACCGGAUCCCAGUGUACAUCGAUCAGAUUAUCAACGACACACUAGUGGUGACCCUCAGCCACGGAGACCACAGCUAUACUGGAAUAUUGCUGAACUCUAUCAAAAAGACUGGGUUGUUUUGUCUUCCAGACAUGUUAUCAAAUCAAGAUGAGCCUCCAGUACCAAGCAGCAGCAACAAUAAUACCGUUUCCCAUGACAUGUGUUUCCAGCCACCCAUUAAGACUGAGCCACAGCCAUGUAAUAAACAUACUCCCAAACCUACAGACAACCGGCCCAUUUCUACUCCUGUUACUUUGCCUGGAGCACUGUCUCAGUACCCUCCAUAUUUUGAAGGGGCUCCCUUUCCACAGCCCCUGUGGGUAAGACAGACAUAUAACCAGUGGGUCCCACAACCUCCUCCAAGGAUAAUCAAAAGAACCAAACGACGAAACCGUGAUUCUGGCAGAAUGACUAUGAGCACUAUUAGAUUGCGGCCCAGGCAGGUUCUCUGUGAAAAGUGCAAGAACACUUUAAACAGCGACGAGGACAACAAAGAUGGAGACAAUUCCAAAGCUGCUAAAAAGGAGAACACCGAUGUCAAAGAAUCAAAGAAACGGGAGGAGAUGGACAAUGACAGCAAAAAGUGUAAAAAGGAGAAGAAAGAGGAAGACGGGUUUCCAGUUGAACUUGUUCCCCAUAGUCCAGUUAUCAAGAUAUCUUAUAGCACUCCACAGGGCAAAGGAGAAGUGAUCAAAAUACCUUCAAGGGUCCAUGGCUCAGUUAAGCCAUUCUGCCCCAAACAACAGUUAAUGCAGAACGGAGGGGGCCUUGAGAGGGACGAAGAAUGUCAAGAAAACAAAAGUCUUCCAGACAAACCAGCAAGUGGCCCAGCUGUGUCAAUUCCAAAACUGAAACUAACCAGGCCUUUGCAUUUCAGUGCAGAUGUCCCACCUCCAAAGAUAAGGCUUAAGCCCCGAAAUAGUGGUGGGAACAGCGUUUCUAUAUAUCAGGCUGAAUUUGUUGACAAUCCACAGAGACAAAUUAAGACCAGAUCACGGUCGGUUAAUGCUGAUAUUCAUUCAGAAGACUCUACUGAAAGGAGCUCCCUCGAAAUGUCCUCGGGAAGCUCUGGAGAAGAGGACGGAUUUAAUAAGCAACACGAUGACGUAGAACAACAUGGCGAUUUAACUCUGCUGCUCAAUUUUCGUAAGAGGAAAGCAGACUCGUCCAGUUUGUCAGUCUGUAGCAACGAUAGUCUGGAUGAAUCCAAAUCUUCCAGCUCAGACGGGGCAUCUCCGGAACUCUGUGACUUUGCCCCCGGAGAGGACCUCUCCGUGUCCUCCUCAUCAAAAGAUGAGCAAAAGACUGUGCCGCCCCUAACGGUUCGAUUACACACCAAGAGUGUCACAAAGUGUGUCACAGAAGAAGGUCGGACUGUUUCAGUAGGAGAUAUAGUGUGGGGUAAAAUUCAUGGCUUCCCUUGGUGGCCUGCCCGUGUUCUUAGCAUUAGCACCAGCAAAAAGGAAGAUGGCGAACCACUGUGGCAAGAAGCAAAGGUCUCCUGGUUUGGUUCCCCCACAACAUCCUUGCUCUCUGUGUCAAAACUUUCGCCAUUCUUAGAGUUUUUCCGUUUGAGGUUUAACCGAAAGAAGAAAGGAAUGUAUAGGAGGGCUAUUGCCGAAGCUGCCAAGGCAGCUGAACAUUUGACACCAGAAAUAACAUCUCUCCUCACACAUUGUGAAACGUAGUGACUUGAUGCUCCAAACAUCAAUUAAUAUACUGUGUGGUACAGUAAUAUUAAUUCUACGCUGUAUACAUUGACCGAUGGUGUGCAAUGAAAGGAAGUUAAGCCAGUCAGCAAAGAAUAAAAUGAAAACAAAAAAUACAUAUAAAAUACAAUAGGUGUAGUCCACUCCCAAUAAUUUGCAUGCUUUUACAGUCUGAGUGGCAAAAUUUUACUUGAGAGAGAUGAUCACUGAUUAAUGUUCGCAAUUCUAGUAUGGGCUUUGUGAAUCUAUAUUAUCUUCAGUGCCUCAGUGAUUCUGAAAUGCGAUACUGUAUUUGUGUGGUAACCAAGGGAUAGAAAGGGAAGGGAAGUACAGUAAUGCUUCUUGCAAAACAUAUUUACCAUAAGGUCCAGGUCUUCUUCCUAAAGUGUCAGCUUUGCUGUUAAUAAGUAAACCUGAAGUCAACAGUUCUUUUUUUUUGUUUUGUUUUUUCGUAGAAGUCACAAAAGUGAUUACUGUAACGCAAGAUGUAACUGUGAAGCCUGGUGGGAGUUUAGAAGCGUUCUGUGUGUGAUAAGUAGCUUUUUAAAAGAAAGAUUCAGACAGGAAGUGCAUUGCAAUAGCCUUUUAUUUUGAACUAACACCCAUGUGAUUGUUUGUGCUUUUGUCAGCGUCAUUGUGAUUUGUCGUCACGGCAUGCAGUUUCCAUAAAGUCAUUUAACACCUUUUAAGUUCUUCUUUCCUUACUUGAAGUCUUAAAUGUCUGGCUGUGCUUGUGUCUCGGGGAAAUCAAGAGAUAUAUUUAAAGGUACAAGCCCACUGUAAAACUAUGUGCUGAGGGUACACCGUUAUUUGUAAGAUUUAAUAAUGUGCUGUAUUUCAGAAUCCACCCAUACCCCACCUCAUAAUUCUUGGUUCACUUAGAAAGUCUGGAGAGAUCAAAAACAGAAGCUGGAGUCUGUUGAAGAUUUUAAAAGGGACUUGUUGCUUGCUGUCUUGUUAAUCUCAAUGUAACACUGUGCUUUGGAUUGUUAUGGGGGCAGUUUUAGCCUGUGAAUUUUAUAGUACAAUUAAUGUAAGCCAUUGCAGAGUUGACUUUGCAUGCAAGUUUUCAGUCAUUAUCCCCUAAUGAGCCCUCACCUUCCAGGGGGUGAGCAUUGUUUAUUGGUUACCAAGUAACCAGCUAUAAAAAUAUGAACCACUUUUUAUUUGACUGCAUGCAGGUGUGUCUUGAAAGAACUUGACCUACGAAUUUUAUUAUGGUUUCACCACAUAUGCGUUAAAAUUCAACCUAAAAACUUGGACCUGUUGCGUUUCUGUGUAACCGCAUAUUUUGUCUUUUUAUAAUAAAUGUAAUAGUCUUUGACAAGUAAAGCUUGCAUAUGGUUAUUUAUCCUCUAUACAUAUGUCAAUGUCACAUUGUUAUAGAUAUUUAGAGCAGUGAUUAAUCAAUUGUGAAUAAACUUGGUAACGACAUUUCCUAUCGCACAUUUUUGGGAGUAACCGGUUCUGGGUCACAGUUACAUUUUAAUAUUUAUUUAGAUACCUGGUUUUCAGUUGUGAUGCAAUUUGGUAAGAGCAUUAUUGAGCAAACAUUUGAGAGUACUGUAAUCUAUGAAGGCUUCUGCACAUCUUUAUGUACUUCCAUUCAUACACGUAAAUGCAUACUGUGUAUGUAGGUCAUGGUGAUUUUAUUUUGUAUUGCUCUAAUUUUAUAUUUAAUCCUGAGGUUGGCAAUGGUUGUUGCUGACAUAAUGUUGCAUUAAUCCAAACUGUUUUGGUAACCUCAAAUUAACCACAUCAAUUUCCAUCUAUUGCAGAUUAGGGGAUUUUAUCAUUUUACUUUAAUCCUCCUUUUGGCCAACAUAGCUGGCAUUUGAUUGAGGUACUUGCUAAAGGCCAAACUAGAUUGCUGUCAGAGAACAAAUCUACAGGUUGUAUCUUGCUCGUUGGAUUUCUUUUCUCAUGGUAUAGCAACUGCCUUUUAUACUACAUUAUGUGGAUAUGAAUAAACAAUCACUUUCUGCAUAGAGUAUAAUGAAAGCAAUUUAUACUAUAGUUUUUUUUUUUGUUGUACCUUAAAGAUGCAAUAAUGCUACUUUCUUAGUUGCUAUAAAUGUAGACUAUGGUUCAAACUACAAAUAGAGUAUGGCUGUUGAGAAUUAACUCAAAUUAGUGUUGUAAUAGAUUUUCAAAACUUUGGUAAAGUACCAUUAAUACAGGUAUUUGGCUGAUGGGAUCACGAGGGGUGGGAGGGGUAGCCUAUUUAUUUAUGAGCACUAGCAAGUGUUGAUUUAAAUAUAUUCAUUGUCCUGUUACCCAAUACACAAAAAAAUGGUUUGUCUCGCAUCAUGAAAUUAGAGGCCCUGCUUUAUAGUUCUUUAUUUGUUAGUGGCUAAUUUCAUGUAUCCCUUCUUUUUA